Puccinia graminis f. sp. tritici CRL 75-36-700-3 is the source of this 1368-nucleotide messenger RNA. RefSeq lists its product as uncharacterized. NCBI's taxonomy places the organism in Eukaryota, Fungi, Basidiomycota, Pucciniomycetes, Pucciniales, Pucciniaceae. The record is from RefSeq and is a predicted model, not a curated record. Gene Ontology annotation, molecular function: Rab geranylgeranyltransferase activity. The coding region runs from base 1 to 1368 and encodes 455 amino acids. The transcript has 3 exons. Gene Ontology annotation, biological process: protein geranylgeranylation. Gene Ontology annotation, cellular component: Rab-protein geranylgeranyltransferase complex; cytoplasm.
AUGGAACAGCCAAUGAGCCCAGAAGCACUCUGCGAUCGACUGAAUAUACUCCUCUCGAGCUUGCCGAUAACCGAAGUCGAGAUCUUCAAAACCCCAUCGACUAUCACCACCCCGAACCCACACCAUCCAUUCCUGGUCUAUGGAAACCAUCAACUGGCUAUACCACAGAAGACACUAGCCAUCAUCUACGCAUCCGUCUCGCAACGCUUCCAUAGGAUCUGCGAGAACAAUCCAACGACUGGCCAACAGGACCCAGAUGAAGUCUUCCAACUCACCCGGCUCCUGUUGAUCCAGAACCCAGACCAUCUGACCGCCCUCUCGACUCGCAGGAAACUGAUCGAUCAUCAUCUUCCUCGUCAUCCUGAUCAACUCGCCAAGGAACUCGAGCUUACCAAACUCUUGCUCUCCAUCGCUUCCCACUCCAAAUCUACCGCACUAUGGUUCCAUCGACGAUGGGCCUUCCACCACCUCUUCCCUCCCUCCACUCUCACUCAACCAUCAACAAGGUCUGAUGAAGACAAAUUCUCGUCGAAGAUUUAUAGACCUCUAGCUGAUCUGCCUCCGCAAGUCCUGAAAGAGGAGCUCGAAUUCAGCCUCAAGACAUGUGAGCUCUAUCCACGGAACUACUACGGCUGGUUCCAUCGCAAAUGGUUAUUCUACCAACUCGUCCACUCGGCCGAUCGAUCGUCGUCAAUGAGGGAAGAGGAAAUCGAGGCCGAACGGGUCCGGAUCCUAGACUUCAUUCGACUCCAUCCACGCGACCACUCCGCCGCCAACUACGUCACCUUCCUGCUCUCCUGCGCCCCGCUUCCCUCCGUCCCGUCGGUACCCCAUCCAAACCAGCAGCCUGAGCCCUUCGACUCAGUGAGUCCGUUCAUCCGCGACUGCUAUGCCGCCUUCGCUCAGUACCCUCACUUCGAAUCCUCCUGGUCAUUCCUCAAGUUCCUCGCCCUCUCGAACACGCUUUCCCUCACCCAAUCCUUGACUCUCAUCCAGUCCACUCCGAUCGUACUCAAUCUCCGCAACGCUAUCCUUGCUGCCCCUGCCAUCCCGGCUCCCUCCUCGCCCACACCCUCUCGUCAUCCCGAACACGUCCUCUCCUCGUCUAAAAUCACUCUGGCUGACCUCCAUGCAGAUACGCUUCGUCACUCCCAAACUCUGUGUCUCCGGACUCUCUACUUCUUAGGCUCUCAUUUCAAAUGGAUCCAAUGGACAGACGAGAUGGCUCUCUUUCUCCUCAAAUUAACCACCCACCAUCAUCCUUCCUCUUCUUCGUCAUGUUUCAUUAACAGCAUAUUUACCUCUGAUUCCGAUUCGAUCCAUUUUCUUGACUCUUUAAAAAUACUCAUCAAUCGCUUUCUUCCUUGA